UUUACUUUAUUUAACCACAUUUACAUUGUUCGACGACAGAAUUGUUCGGUGAAUCACUUUGGAAGCAGUUCAACUCGUUUUUUUUUUCACGUGUGAUAAUAAAAUUCGGUCGUUUAUCUUCUAGUCACUGGGUCAAAGACGAUAAACUCAAAAAGAAUUUUUACGAAACAUUUUUUUCAUCUGAAAAAUACUAGUGAAAAUCGUUCGUUUGACAUGAGUUUAGUAACCUGUGUAAUGGACACGUAAUAUUUGAUAAUUCACGAAAAUCCUUUGUAGCAUUGACUUCGUUAAGUUUCGUUGGCAAAAAACAUAAAGCAACAAAAUGUUUUCGCACAAGUGCUUGUAUAUUAUAAAAAAAUGGUGGAUUUUGUUUUUGUGUGUAAACACAACUUAUGCGUUUUAUUUACCUGGACUUGCACCCGUCAACUUUUGCCGAGAAUCUGAGGCGUCACCACAAUGCAAAUCAGAUGUCACGCUUUAUGUAAAUCGAUUAAAUACCGAAGAGUCUGUCAUACCGUAUGAAUAUCAUCAUUUUGAUUUUUGUCCAAUCAAUGAAGAGAAUUCCCCAGUCGAAAAUUUGGGCCAAGUGGUAUUCGGGGAACGUAUUCGACCGGGACCGUAUAAAAUUGAAUUCUUAAAAGAAAUCACUUGUGCAAAGGUGUGUACUCGAACAUAUUUGAAGGGAGAUGCAGAAAGUGAAAGACGCUUGGAUACAUUGAAAAAGGGAAUGAGCUUGAAUUAUCAGCAUCAUUGGAUUGUUGACAAUAUGCCUGUAACGUGGUGCUAUCCAUUGGAAAAUAAAAAGAAAUAUUGCAGCACUGGUUUUCCAAUGGGCUGUUACUUCCGUCCGUUUCUUGACGGAUGCCCAAUCAAUACCAAAUAUAAUAAGCCUGGUUUUUACUAUCCAUUUAAUCAUGUUACGCUCACCAUUACCUACCACAGUGGUUUGACUGAAGAAUGGGGUGUAGGAUUUGGUGCGAAUGGCGGUCGAAUUAUUUCAGUUAAAGUAGAACCAGCUUCGAUUAACCAUCGCAAUCCAGACAAAUUAGAUUGUAGUCAAUCUGCUGAACCAUUAGCUAUACCACCAAAGACUGACAACCAAAAUUUGAACAUUACAUACACAUAUUCGGUGAAAUUCGUCCAAGACGAUUCAGUGAAAUGGUCCUCACGUUGGGAUUACAUUCUUGAAUCAAUGCCACACACAAGCAUUCAAUGGUUUUCAAUUUUAAAUUCAUUGGUUAUUGUUCUGUUUUUGUCCGGAAUGGUGGCAAUGAUUAUGUUGCGAACGCUACACAAAGAUAUUGCAAGAUAUAAUCAAAUGGAUUGUGGUGAAGAUGCACAAGAAGAAUUUGGAUGGAAAUUGGUGCAUGGUGACGUUUUUCGUCCACCGAGAAAGGGAAUGUUGCUGUCCGUUUUCUUGGGAUCGGGCGCUCAGGUGUUUUGUAUGACUUUGGUGACACUAGCAUUCGCCUGUCUUGGUUUUCUCAGUCCUGCGAACAGAGGCGCACUCAUGACAUGUGCUAUGAUUCUAUUCGUGUUGCUUGGCACUCCGGCUGGUUAUAUAUCAGCAAGAAUUUACAAGAGUUUUGGCGGUAUUAAAUGGAAGAGCAAUGUUAUGUUGACUUCAACCGUAUGUCCCGGCAUUGUGUUUGGACUGUUUUUCGUCAUGAAUUUGGUGUUGUGGAGUAAAGGAAGCUCUGGCGCCGUUCCCUUCAGUACAUUAAUUGCAUUGUUGGCUUUGUGGUUCUGUGUAUCAGUGCCAUUAACAUUUGUGGGUGCCUAUCUUGGAUUCAGAAAGAGACCAUUGGAACAUCCGGUUCGAACAAAUCAAAUUCCACGACAAAUUCCAGAUCAAUCAAUUUACACUCAACCAGUACCGGGCAUAUGUAUGGGCGGUGUUUUGCCAUUCGGAUGUAUUUUCAUUCAGCUGUUCUUCAUUUUGAAUUCGCUAUGGUCAAGUCAAAUGUAUUACAUGUUCGGAUUUUUAUUCCUUGUUUUCUGGAUUCUUGUGAUAACAUGCUCGGAAACAACCAUCCUUUUGUGUUAUUUCCACUUAUGUGCCGAAGACUAUCAUUGGUGGUGGCGUUCAUUUUUGACAUCUGGCUGUACAGCGUUCUAUCUCUUCGUAUAUUGUUGCCAUUAUUUUGCCACAAAACUAGCUAUCGAAGAUACUGCAUCAACAUUUUUGUACUUUGGUUACACAUUAAUUAUGGUGUUUUUAUUCUUUUUGAUGACCGGAACAAUCGGUUUCAUUGCCUGUUUCUGGUUCAUUCGAAAAAUCUACAGCGUUGUAAAAGUGGAUUAAAAACAAUGCAACAUUUUCGUUUGUUUCAGUAAAUUAAACGGAAACUCGAACAUAAUUGUCAAGAGACUCGUAUUUAAAGAAAAAAAAACAAUACAUGAUGAUAUGUGAAUAAUAAGAAACAUAGAAGUAGAACUUUUUUUGUCGACAUCCAAUUCGAAUUACAUACAUUUCCCUUUUGAUAUAAUAUUAAAUUCUAUUGAUUUAAAUCUAAAAACACACCGAUUCUACGUCCAGCCUUCACAUAAAGAUCAAAUAUUUAUUAAAAAUAGUGUGAUUGAAGCGAAUAUGGUAAAAUAUAAUGCCAUUUAAAUAAAGAAAAGCUAAAAUUCUAUUGCUUUUCAACGCAAAAUUAUUGUCCAAUUUUUGUGUGUAUUAAAAUCAAUAUGCAAUAACUCAUUGUAAUUCAUGUGGAAUCAUUUUACUGAAUUUCGCCAUUUAAAAUACACAAAAAAGAAUGUCGCGGCACCACAUUGGCAUCGGUUGAAGCCUACUUCUACAGUCAUGUGCCACCAAAUUUACACGAAUCGUUUCAUACACAUAAAAUACAAACAUUUUGGACAAUUCGGCCACUUAAAAAUGACAAAUUUCUUAAUGUUUUCGACAAAAAAAAAGAAAAUUAGUAAAAAAAAGUGUAAUAUUUCAUGAUUAUCUGUGAGUGCGUCAUUCGAAUUGAAGAUAACGAUAUUAGUGAUAAAGGUCGUAACAUUAAUCUAUGUAUUAAACAUUUUAAUAAAUAAUCUUAUCUAUGUAAAACAAAAGCA
This is a messenger RNA of Contarinia nasturtii (swede midge), 3066 nucleotides long. It is a transcript of the gene TM9SF2, whose product is annotated as transmembrane 9 superfamily member 2. The record is from RefSeq and is a predicted model, not a curated record. The transcript has 5 exons. Gene Ontology annotation, cellular component: membrane. Bases 323 to 2305 code for a protein of 660 amino acids. NCBI's taxonomy places the organism in Eukaryota, Metazoa, Arthropoda, Insecta, Diptera, Cecidomyiidae. Gene Ontology annotation, biological process: protein localization to membrane.